AUGCAUUCAACCCAACGCCGUUUGAACCCCAUUAUGCAAGAUGUUGUUAAAGCUGAAGUUGUGAAAUUUCUUGAUGCGGGUAUUGUCUAUGCUAUAGCGGACUCUAAGAGGGUGAGUCCAGUUCAGAUGUUAGAGGGAUUGGCCUGUCAUAAGUACUUUUGCUAUUUGGAUGGUUAUUCUGGGUUUUUUCAAAUUUCCAUACAUCCAGAUGAUCAGGAAAAGACCACAUUUAUAUGUCCAUAUGAGUCAAUCAUGGAAGUUUUCGUGGAUGAUUUGAGUGUGUAUGGUACUUCUUUUGAUACACGCUUAAUCAAUUUGACUAAAGUUCUAAAGAGUUGUGAAGAAUGUAACUUGGUGUUGCAUUGGGAAAGUGUCAUUUCAUGGUAA
This is a messenger RNA of Spinacia oleracea (spinach), 387 nucleotides long. RefSeq lists its product as uncharacterized. NCBI's taxonomy places the organism in Eukaryota, Viridiplantae, Streptophyta, Magnoliopsida, Caryophyllales, Amaranthaceae. The transcript is spliced from 3 exons. The record is from RefSeq and is a predicted model, not a curated record. The coding region runs from base 1 to 387 and encodes 128 amino acids.